Messenger RNA from Symbiodinium sp. CCMP2456, 345 nucleotides. The record is from the annotation of a GenBank genome assembly. Lineage: Eukaryota; Dinophyceae; Suessiales; Symbiodiniaceae.
AUGGGAAGCUAUGGCCACUUCAGUUGCAAGCGCUCCCUGGCCUACAGCAACCUGCAUUUCAUUCCCGCUUUGGCCAAGAAACUCUCGAUGUCACGCCGCCGACUAUUGGGGCUUUCCUCGGCUGGGAUUGUGACGCGCAGGAAAGCUGGAGACAGAACUGCUGUGACGGGGGACAAGAAACUGAAGAGCACGCAGGAGUACCCGCGAGAAUUCUGCAGAAAAGUCUUCAAGUUGCACAUGAAGUCUUGUGAUGCUUGGCUGUGCAUUUCAUGUAUACUAUGUAUACAAUCCAGCUGGGGUGCAGCUCCUGAUCGUAACAUAAGGACCGCAAUGAGAAGCUCCUGA